Misgurnus anguillicaudatus (oriental weatherfish) is the source of this 2017-nucleotide messenger RNA. RefSeq names its product PDZ and LIM domain 3b (gene pdlim3b). NCBI's taxonomy places the organism in Eukaryota, Metazoa, Chordata, Actinopteri, Cypriniformes, Cobitidae. Gene Ontology annotation, biological process: actin cytoskeleton organization; muscle structure development; heart development. The record is from RefSeq and is a predicted model, not a curated record. Gene Ontology annotation, molecular function: muscle alpha-actinin binding; actin binding. Gene Ontology annotation, cellular component: filamentous actin; Z disc; adherens junction.
UUCAUUCACUCUCCUAACCCCACACUCAUGCUUAAAAGGCAUUGAGAGGCAGACACCGGCUUUCAAUCGUGCUUGAGCGAGCGAUUCGUCUGGGAUAGGAGACAGAGACGAUUAAACUGCAAGACUUUUCCUGAGGAACCAAGUUUAAGUGCGGGAAAGAGAUAAAGAUGCCACAGAACGUGAUGUUGGAUGGACCAGCUCCUUGGGGCUUUCGGCUCUCUGGAGGCAAGGACUUCAACCAGCCGCUGACUAUAACUCGGGUGACACCUGGCAGUAAAGCAUCACAGGUCAAUCUGUGCCCAGGUGACAUCAUCUUGGCUAUCCAAGGAGAAUCCACAGAGAGUAUGACUCAUGCUGAAGCUCAAAACAAGAUUAAAGACUCCACCAAUCAGCUUUUCCUCAAGAUAGAGAGGCCAGAAACUAAACUUUGGUCACCUCACGUUGUAGAAGAGGGAAAAGUAAAUCCAUUCAAAAUCAAUUUGGAGGCAGAAAAGCAAGAGUAUACACCUAUUGGCACAGGUCAUAACAGAAAAGCACAGCCCUUUGUGGCUGCAGCCACUCUGGAUGACACAAAGCAGUUGGUGUGCGCCUCCUACAACACCCCCAUAGGCCUCUACUCUGCAGAUAACCUCCAGGAUGCCCUGCAAGGACAGAUCCAGGGUCGGGUGCAUGAAAAGACCGAGUGUGACAGUACAUCCCAGACGUUGAUGGCAAAUGUUGCUCAGGUGCAUGGCACCACAUCAGUGUGUAAGGCAGAUCCCAGCAAAAACGAGACCCUCACGCUUUCUGCUCAAUACAACUCCCCCAUUGCAUUAUACUCAGCAGACAAUGUCUCAAAUACACUACAGCAGGCUCAGAUGUCCACUGUAGGCAGACAGGGAUCACCCAGCCCUAAAACCCUAGCAUCCAUUGAGGAAUCUCAUGUGUAUCGAAUGCUUCAGGAGGAUCAUGAACAACCACAUGAGCCACGUCAGUCUGGCUCUUUUAAGGCUCUGCAGGACUAUGUAGAGAGUGAUGGCACAAAGCCCAUGGUGACUAGAAGUGUAAAGGCUCCAGUGACAAGGCCACAAGCAGCCACAGCUUCACUACAAAAGCUGCACAUCUGUGAUAAAUGUGGUACCGGCAUUGUUGGACCAGUCGUUAAAGCCCGGGACAAGUACCGCCAUCCAGCCUGUUUCGUGUGCUCAGACUGCGGCCUAAACUUGAAGCAGAAGGGUUACUUCUUUGUGGAGGGACAGAUGUAUUGUGAAAACCACGCACGAAUUCGAAUGACUGCACCUGAGGGACACGACCUGGUUACAGUGUAUCCGACUUCUUAGACUCAGAAAUCUCUUGUAACUGAUGCCGUUAAAAUGAAAAAAAAAAUAUAUUAAUUGCAUCAUGCUUUUUAUUGAUGUUCCAUUAAUUGCAUAUCUGCAUAAAGGAUAAUAUGCGGACUUCAAAUGGGAUGUUUAGUUUAUCAGGGGAAUAAGACAAGACCCCUUUUGAAUUUGCAACUUAUUCUCUAGGCCUUAAUCAAUUUCUAGUUAAAAAAGCAAUCAUACAUAUUGCAUUGCAUAUUAGGCAUAUGCACUUAGGAAAUUCAGAAUUUUAAACCCUAUAGGUUUAAAUUAUUCUCUAAAUAUACCGAAAAGGACAUUUUGCUCUGGAUCUAUAGGGGUGUAUCACAAAAACAGUAAAAAAGAUGCAAAAUUCUCUUUUUGGGAGAAAAAUACUUUUUUUUAUCCGAAUACGAAAUUUCUAAUUUUUUGAAUGUGUAAUAUGUUUAAUGCAUGCCUGAUCAUUAUUAUAUUAUCUGCACAUCACUGACAAAAGGGUGCAAAUUAUAUACAUUUUCAAAUAGCAUUAAAAUGUAUUAUAAGCAUUGAGAUUUCUAAAUUACAGUAUUUUAUUUAAAGAAUUAUUUAUAUUUUCCCCUGAAGAUGUCACAAGUUUUUAAUAUGCCAUUACAGAAGGGAUUUGAUUGUAGUUUGUGGAGUUGACAACCCUGUAAAAAGAUAAAAAGAAAAUGACAUUA